GCUCACGUGACUGGGGGCGUGCUGCAGCCGCCAGGGCAGACCCGGCGAGAGGCGGCGGAGGGAGCGGCAGUGAUGGACGGGUCCGGGGAGCAACCCAGAGACGGGGGGCCCACCAGCUCUGAGCAGAUCAUGAAGACAGGGGCCCUUUUACUUCAGGGUUUCAUCCGGGAUCGAGCAGGGAGAAUCGGGGGAGACACACCCGAGCUGGCCCUGGAGCCCAGGGUGCCCCCGGAUGCAUCCACCAAGAAGCUGAGCGAUUGCCUCAAGCGCAUCGGAGAUGAACUGGACAGUAAUGUGGAGCUGCAGAGGAUGAUCGCGGCUGUGGACACAGACUCCCCCCGCGAGGUCUUUUUCCGAGUGGCGUCUGAAAUGUUUUCCGAUGGCAACUUCAACUGGGGCCGGGUUGUUGCCCUCUUCUACUUCGCCAGCAAACUGGUGCUCAAGGCCCUGUGCACCAAAGUGCCCGAGCUGAUCAGGACCAUCAUGGGCUGGACGCUGGACUUCCUUCGAGAGCGGCUGCUGGGCUGGAUCCAGGACCAGGGUGGUUGGGACGGCCUCCUCUCCUACUUCGGGACGCCCACGUGGCAGACAGUGACCAUCUUCGUGGCGGGAGUGCUCACCGCCUCACUCACCAUCUGGAAGAAGAUGGGCUGAGGCCAGCAGCUGCCUUGGACUGUGUCUUUUCUGCAUAAAUUAUGGCAUUUUUUCCCAGGAGGGGUGGGGAUUGGGGGCCAGGGGUCUUUUUCUUACUUUUGUAAUUAUUGGGGGUUGGGUGGGAAGGAGUGGUUUCGGGAGGGGUCAAUAAACCUCU
This is a messenger RNA of Phyllostomus discolor (pale spear-nosed bat), 811 nucleotides long. RefSeq names its product BCL2 associated X, apoptosis regulator (gene BAX). NCBI's taxonomy places the organism in Eukaryota, Metazoa, Chordata, Mammalia, Chiroptera, Phyllostomidae. The record is from RefSeq and is a predicted model, not a curated record. Gene Ontology annotation, biological process: extrinsic apoptotic signaling pathway in absence of ligand; mitochondrial fusion; release of cytochrome c from mitochondria. The transcript is spliced from 6 exons. Gene Ontology annotation, cellular component: mitochondrial outer membrane. Gene Ontology annotation, molecular function: channel activity; protein homodimerization activity; protein heterodimerization activity. Bases 73 to 654 code for a protein of 193 amino acids.